Molecule: messenger RNA, 1670 nt
Organism: Globicephala melas (long-finned pilot whale)
Lineage: Eukaryota; Metazoa; Chordata; Mammalia; Artiodactyla; Delphinidae
Gene: SUFU
Product: SUFU negative regulator of hedgehog signaling
Cellular component (GO): nucleus; cytoplasm
Molecular function (GO): transcription factor binding
Source: RefSeq, a predicted model, not a curated record
GGCCUGGGAGGACGGUGCGCCUUGCGCAGGCGCGAAGCCUAGACCUCGCUGCAGCCCCCCCCAUCGCCUCCGGGAGUCGCACCCAGGGAGGUCGCCUGCUGGCGCGUCAGUGCUCUCCCCCUCGUCUGCCCUCCCCGGUCCCCCCAGCACCCUACGCGCCCCGAUGGCGGAGUUGCGGCCUAGCGGCGCCCCCGCUCCCACCGCGCCCCCGGCCCCUGGCCCUACAGCCCCUCCGGCCUUCGCCUCGCUCUUCCCCCCGGGACUGCACGCCAUCUACGGAGAGUGCCGCCGCCUUUACCCAGACCAGCCGAACCCGCUCCAGGUUACCGCUAUCGUCAAGUACUGGUUGGGUGGCCCAGACCCCUUGGACUAUGUUAGCAUGUACAGGAAUGUGGGGAGCCCUUCGGCCAACAUCCCUGAGCACUGGCACUACAUCAGCUUUGGCCUGAGUGAUCUCUAUGGCGACAACAGAGUCCAUGAAUUCACAGGAGCAGAUGGACCUAGUGGUUUUGGCUUUGAGUUGACAUUUCGUCUGAAGAGAGAAACAGGGGAGUCUGCGCCCCCAACAUGGCCAGCAGAACUAAUGCAAGGCUUGGCCAGAUAUGUGUUCCAGUCAGAGAACACCUUCUGCAGCGGGGACCACGUGUCUUGGCAUAGCCCUUUGGAUAACAGUGAGUCGAGAAUUCAGCACAUGUUGCUGACAGAGGACCCGCAGAUGCAGCCCGUGCAGACACCGUUUGGGGUGGUUACCUUCCUCCAGAUUGUUGGCGUCUGCACCGAGGAGCUCCACGCAGCCCAGCAGUGGAAUGGGCAGGGCAUCCUGGAGCUGCUGCGGACAGUACCCAUCGCUGGCGGCCCCUGGCUGAUAACUGACAUGAGGAGGGGAGAGACCAUAUUUGAGAUCGAUCCACACCUGCAACAGGAGAGAGUUGACAAAGGCAUUGAGACGGACGGGUCCAACCUGAGCGGUGUCAGCGCCAAGUGUGCCUGGGAUGACCUGAGCCGGCCCCCCGAGGACGACGAGGACAGCCGGAGCAUUUGCAUCGGUACUCAGCCCCGGCGGCUCUCUGGCAAAGACACGGAGCAGAUCCGGGAGACCUUGAGGAGAGGACUUGAGAUCAACAGCAAACCCGUCCUUCCGCCAAUCAACCCCCAGCGGCAGAACGGCCUCACCCACGACCGGGCCCCGAGCCGCAAAGACAGCCUGGAAAGUGACAGCUCCACGGCCAUUAUUCCCCAUGAGCUGAUCCGCACACGGCAGCUCGAGAGCGUACAUCUGAAAUUCAACCAGGAGUCAGGAGCCCUCAUUCCUCUCUGCCUAAGGGGCAGGCUCCUGCACGGACGGCACUUUACAUAUAAAAGUAUCACAGGUGACAUGGCCAUCACCUUUGUCUCCACGGGAGUAGAAGGCGCCUUUGCCACCGAAGAGCACCCUUACGCAGCUCAUGGACCCUGGCUACAAAUUCUGUUGACUGAAGAGUUUGUAGAGAAAAUGUUGGAGGACUUGGAAGAUUUGACUUCUCCAGAGGAAUUCAAACUUCCCAAAGAGUACAGCUGGCCCGAAAAGAAGCUCAAAGUCUCCAUCCUACCUGAUAUGGUGUUUGACAGUCCGCUGCACUAGCCUGGGCUGGGCCCUGCAGGGGCCAAGGGAGAGCCCAGCUGCUCCCCGG